AGCCCUCCUGUUGCUCAAUCCCUUUUCGUGUAUAAAACGACAACCAGAGAGAGCUGGAAAAGUUCAUCUCCAAGAGCCUCUAGAGCACCAGAAAUCUCAGAGUCAGACAUCAGAAAAAUGUAUCGAUUUCUAGCUCUCGGUUUUCUUCUGGCAAUAGCUGUGGCCACGUUACCUGGAAAAGCUGAUGAUGCUCUAGCAGAGCUGAGCAAAAGACUGGAGAAGUUGGAAGGAGUGGUCACUGAUAUGAAAGCAGAGAUGAUUCGUACAAAGAAUGCUUUUCGGUCCGUCCAGAAUGCUCGAACUUUUGCAACUGGCAGCAAGAACUUAUUCACCACCAACAAAAUGAAAGGGGAUUUUGAAACAGUAGAUUCCAUCUGCAGUCAUGCUGGUGGCCAGGUGCCUUCUCCACAGAAUGAGGCUGACAACAAGGCCCUUCAGUCAGUUGUAGAGAGGAACAAUGAGCAGGCCUUUGUCCACUAUCAGGGCUCUAGUUACACAAACUGGGCAGAUGGAGAACCAAGCAACGCUGACCGCACCAAGAACUGCGCAGUGAUCAAUCAAUCGGGCAAGUGGCAUGCUGCAACCUGUCAAGAGGAACACUUGGCUGUUUGUGAAUUUCCUGAUUUCUAAUAUCAGAUCCAGAGGGGGUUUAUGGAGGGAGGGCUGGUCUUGGACUAGGGAACUGGCUUCAAACCCUUACUCUAUUGUAAAUCUCACUGGUUUGUUGUGAAGCUUCCACUGGAUGACAUCCAUGUCUAUUCUUCAGAGCUUCUUGGAGGAAAAAUACAAUAUCAAUAUGAUAAAUAAAGACAUAAUUCCUACUUC
Molecule: messenger RNA, 825 nt
Organism: Varanus komodoensis (Komodo dragon)
Lineage: Eukaryota; Metazoa; Chordata; Lepidosauria; Squamata; Varanidae
Product: phospholipase A2 inhibitor alpha-like protein
Exons: 4
Coding region: 118-630 (170 amino acids)
Source: RefSeq, a predicted model, not a curated record